Gigantopelta aegis is the source of this 576-nucleotide messenger RNA. Its product is annotated as KRAB-A domain-containing protein 2-like. The coding region runs from base 1 to 576 and encodes 191 amino acids. Gene Ontology annotation, molecular function: nucleic acid binding. The transcript has 3 exons. NCBI's taxonomy places the organism in Eukaryota, Metazoa, Mollusca, Gastropoda, Neomphalida, Peltospiridae. The record is from RefSeq and is a predicted model, not a curated record. Gene Ontology annotation, biological process: DNA integration.
AUGGUUCACGGCAAGCCUCGGCACCCUCAGUGUCAAGGAUCUGUUGAACGGCUGAACUGUGAUGUGAAAGAUAUGCUGAUUGCAUGGCUAGGUGAUAACAACUCAACAGAUUGGCCUAUGGGACUGCGAUUUGUUCAGUUCCAGAAAAACUGCAGUUAUCAUUCCAGCAUCAAGCAGACACCAUACAAGGCCUUAUUCGGUACUGGUGCAUGGAUUGGAUUGUGUACAUGUGCCAUACCCACUGAAAUCCUGGAAUGCAUGGUGUCUGAGGAGGAUCUCAUUGCGGCAUAUGCUACAACAGACAGUUCGUCAAACACUGAUGCUGCAGAAUCGAGUGGAACUGAACAGACCACAGUCAACGUCGCCAAUGACAUUCCCGAAUCCAUGUUAUCUGAUGGUCAGAUGGCGCAAGCAGAACGCAUGGUCAAACGAAGCCGUGUGGAGCAUGUUGCUGGUAACCCAGGAGACAACGUGACCAUUCCUAUCCCUUUGGAUAAUUACCAAAAGAUAGCGAUUCAGCUCAUCAACGAAACGGGUGUCUCGCUCAAGAUAAGUGACAUACACUUUGUCUCAUGA